GCACCACCCAGCAGUGAGCAAAAACAGGACGUAACGCCCUACAAUAUUACAAAACUGCAAUAACCUACAAUCUCGAAGGUCACGAAAAUUUCUUAGCACUUUGAUUAACAUUUUAUUCAACUAUAAUCAUGUCUUAUCCAGGAUACAAUUAUGGAGCUCCAAAUGGUGCAUCACAAAUAAAUCCACAAGUUCAACAAUGGUUUGCCUUAGCAGAUAAAGAUGGUAGUGGGCAAAUUACAUGUUAUGAAUUACAACGGGUACUAGCAAAUGGACAAGGUGGUACAUUCUCUGAAAAAGCUUGUCGUUUGAUGAUAGGGAUGUUUGAUAAAGAAAAUAAGCAUUCCAUUGACAUAACUGAAUUUCAAGCACUAUUCGAUUACAUAAAUGCAUGGCUAGGAGUUUUUAAAAAUUUCGAUAGAGAUAAUUCUGGAAGUAUACAAGAAGAGGAACUUGCUGCAGCUUUCACACAAAUGGGUUACAGGUUCACUCCAGAAUUCAUUAAUUUCUUAAUCAAGAGAUAUGAUGGUAAUCAAAACGGGAAUGUAACUGUAGAUCAAUUCAUUGUACUAUGUGUACAAAUUCAAAAGUUUACAGAGGAAUUUAGAAGAAGGGAUACAGAACUAACUGGUACAAUUAAUAUUGGAUUCGAAGAUUUCUUAGGAGUAGCUCUUAACUGCGAUGUAUAGUCUUUUUCAAUGCUGAAGUGCCUUGCAUUAUUUUAUUUCUUUUACCAUGUGUUUUGUUUACAUGUUUUGUCCAAAUUUAUAUGACACCAUUUAAUUUAUGUUUUAUAGAUCAGUUCAAGCUUUUUUACAUUUAAUAAAUGCACGAUUUUUUAUCUACUAAUGACAGUACAUGUAUACAUUACAAAAAAAACACUGUGAUUUUAAAAUAUAAACAUAAAGUUACUUUCAAGUGGCUUAUUUUUAUAAAUCUAGAAAAUUUACAAAUUUCUACAAAUAUAU
This is a messenger RNA of Phymastichus coffea, 965 nucleotides long. RefSeq names its product peflin (gene Pef). The record is from RefSeq and is a predicted model, not a curated record. Gene Ontology annotation, molecular function: calcium ion binding. Bases 129 to 686 code for a protein of 185 amino acids. Lineage: Eukaryota; Metazoa; Arthropoda; Insecta; Hymenoptera; Eulophidae. Gene Ontology annotation, biological process: COPII vesicle coat assembly. The transcript has 4 exons.